Molecule: messenger RNA, 3288 nt
Organism: Xylona heveae TC161
Lineage: Eukaryota; Fungi; Ascomycota; Xylonomycetes; Xylonales; Xylonaceae
Exons: 9
Coding region: 1-3249 (1082 amino acids)
Source: RefSeq, a predicted model, not a curated record
AUGGCAGAGAUCAUGGGUCUCCAUGAUGAAGCCUGGAGGAUUGUGCAAGCACCCUAUAUUUGCUCUCUUAAAAGGCUUCAUGAUUCGUUGUGUGUGACUUUCGACAUAUACAUAUCCCGCUGGGCGAAAUAUAAUCCUUGUUUAGUUGAAUCACUUGUGUCCGACGUGUCUGAAUGCUUGUGGACAUCUCCCUAUGCCCUGAAUAUCUUAGUGCACCUAUCAAAAUCUUUGCCCGCGCGUGAUGCUUUCCUUCGCAGAAAUCCUGGACUUUUGGACUUACUGUCCAAAAAAUCGCUCGAGUGUCAAGGAGAUGAUGACAAGCAUGGUCGGGCUUGUAUUGCGCUGCUCAGAUUUCCACUUCCUAGAGAAGUGCCAUUACCUGGAUCAUUACUACCAUUUUUCAAGGGGACUUUUGAUCGCGCCGCGCUUUCACCUUCGGCAGAGACUAUCAGGCCAGUCUACGUGUUGCUCUCAGGAAACUGUAGCGAUCUCCUGGAAAUUAUUCCAGUUCAGAUGAUGGCGCGGUUCCAAGACCAACUGGUCAAUAUCCUGAAGACUCUUGAAGAUCAUGCCGUUUGCUUGCUCUGCCUGGGAAUAUUGGCAGCUAUUGCACACCCUGAAAGUCAUGCAAGUAAUUUGACCACUGGGACGCCAAAAGAAUCAGACGGUUCCUUUACCUCUGAGCGCGUUCCGUUCUCCGAAGGGUUGAAACAAUUCUUCACUGCGCGUAAAGCGCCUAAAACCCUAGAAUUUAUCUCAUUGCAGGUCGCUUAUGCCUGCUCUGAGACCAACAGUUUGUCGCAGAACGAAGCUACCGAAUAUUUUGAAUUAGCAAAAGUCAUUGCUGGCGCAAUAUCUAUAGAAGUAAAGCAAGAUUUUGUAAACGGUAACAGUCGAGGCGCCCGAAAAUUGCUGGAAAAAUGCCUUCACCCUAGCAAUAGACACAUCGAUUUUCAAGUAAGGGCACUCGAUUUCGUUUUAGACGGUUUGCAUGCGCGCAUCGUCAACGUCCCCUCUUUGAACAGUCACGGCCAAACUCUUGUUAAAAGCCUUCUCGCAGCCAUGGACAGUGUAGGAUCGGAGAGUUUGGCGAACUCUGCAAAAGAACUGCUUCUUUAUAUGGAUGAGUCGAAUAUUUUCUUACUGCUAGAAACCAUUCUGGAUAUAUCAGUUUCUUGCGAGGAACCGAACUUUAAAGAAUUCCACCGCAUAGAUAUUUCUAUGGUACUCCUAGAAGCAUUGAACGAGGCACUUUCUGAAAGUUCAACGUUAAGAAGAGCUGUCCUGCGUGCAAUGUCCGGGAAGCUUUCCGGGAAGCUAACCAGCCUCCACAGCCCAAAAAGCUCUCAGAAAUCUCAGAGAAAAUGUUGCGCGUGCGGAGUAUGCUGUCAAAAGUACUUUGCGAAUAAAGGAAAACUUCGACGAAGUUUACGUGCGCUUUUUAUCAAAACCGCAUUCUGUGGACAUGAAUAUGAGAUAUACUUGAGCAAAACCUCCAUAGGUGCAUUGAUUGAUCAACAAGAUGCGGACCAUUCGAUUCUCCAAGCCGAUUUUACUGAGUCUACUAUAUGUGCGAAUAUCCGGUCAUAUGAUCUGUUUGGCACACCAGCUCAGAAGGAUACUCGACAGAUCUCGAGCAAUAACUGGAGAGAAACGCUCAGUGAGAAUCUGCUUGCUAAUGCAAGACUUCAGUACGAAAGCAUAGUUCAGCAAAUGGGAACAGUAUGCCGGGAACUCGAAGAGCGAUGUGACGAAGCGGAGACUCCAUUUCGCCAGGAAAAGUUCAAGGUUGAAGAGCUUGAGCUCCGCCUUCUAGAAGCAGAGGAUCGUAACAAAGAACUGGACUCAAUGCUUCUAGAACGUAAUCUUUUCCAGGUCGGUGCUGAAGCCGAACUUUCUGCGUUGCGCAAACAGGCUGAAUCGGCAGAGAAAAGGCUUGGAGACUACGUCCAACAGACUGGGGAUUUGAAAGAGCUCCUGAAAUCAGUGGAAUUAAAGGCAAUAGAUACCGAGACUCACCUGAAAGAGGGCGCACAAAAAAGAGAACUAGAGACUGCUGCUAUGAUAAGCGCAAAGGACGACGCGGCUGAGGAUUUGAUGAAGGAAUUAUGCUCCAUGAUGGAGAAAUUAAACGAGAGAAAGAAAGAAAACAGCAUGCUCGUAGAGGAAAAGCAAAAGAUCACUGAAGAUAAAAAUUGGCUUGAAGGAGCGCUGGCCGACGUUGAAUCGAAACUGAAACUUAGGGAUGCCUCUCUCCGUGAAGAACACUCGCAAUUAAUUCAGCUCCAGGGACUUUACGAGAAGUUGAAGGGAGAUUUGGAAUGCACAUUCAAAAAGGUUGAGGAGUUGGAGUCUGCCAAUACACAUCUACUUGAUGAACAAAACCUCGCAAAACAGGCUCUUCAAGGGGAGCUUGACUUGGACUCUUUGACGGAUGGAAGCCACAAUGGUGCCACCAUCAGCACUUUGGUUGCCCAAUAUGCUGAGAAAAUUAGAGGCGUUGAAAGACACGCUAGAAGUGAGCUUGAAAAGGCUAAUUUAAAGCAUCUCGAGCUGGAAGAGAAGUUUGAAAUCCAGUCUAGACAAUUCAACGAAAAGUGCAAGGAGUUUUCAGAGCUACGUGAAUGGAAAGAAAGAUUAAUGGUGGCCAUGUAUCCCAAGGACUUUGGAUCAUCUGGUUUCGAUGCUAGGGGGGAGUCGUUCGAUGCUGAUCACACCGAAGAGCGGAUCGCAAAAAGGUCAAGAACGCAAAAGAUGCCUCUAACGCCCAACGGAAACCCACCUCAGGCAUUAGCUGGUAGAGGUACAGGUCUCAAACCCACAAAUGGGUUGAGGCAACCCUUGAGGGACAUCGGAUCUGGAGAAGGCACAUCGCCUUCAGAUGCGAGGGAAAAGAGGCAUUCAGAUCAAAGCAUCGGGCUUUCUGCAAAUUGGGCCGGCGCAAAGCCACCUCGCCUCGGACCAAUCUCGUAUGGUAAACAAUGCCAAACUGUGUUGACUACUGCAGGUUAUGACGGCGCAAAUGAGCCAACACAACACUUUCCACAUAGUUCAUGUGGCAGGAGUAAUUCACCGGAAGAGCCAUGCGAGUCUCGCAGAUAUAUUGAGGAGAAAGAGAAUAUCGAGGAUGGAAACCGACGUGGAGAGCUUGAUUGCCGGUCUUUCUCCGAGAUUUCAGAACGGCAAAGUCCACCAAUGUCCUCCGAGAAUGUCGAAUACAUCGCAGGGUAUCAAGGAACCAUUUCGUGAUAAUUCCUGAAGGAAAUGAUUUUUACUUCUCGAACCGGC